Molecule: messenger RNA, 1782 nt
Organism: Naumovozyma castellii
Lineage: Eukaryota; Fungi; Ascomycota; Saccharomycetes; Saccharomycetales; Saccharomycetaceae
Gene: BAP3
Product: amino acid transporter BAP3
Exons: 1
Coding region: 1-1782 (593 amino acids)
Source: RefSeq, a predicted model, not a curated record
AUGCCAAGAAACGUUAUACAACCGAACAAGGAAAAGACUGUGGACUAUUCGUCGACAGAAUAUCUUCCAAACGAGUUAGAAUCUCCAUCAUUCAACCUCGAUGCAACUGAGGAAUCUAGAUCUGGUCUAGUUCACAGAUUCGUCGACUCAUUCAAGAGGGCUCAAGAUUCUACAGAAAAUGAUCUCGAAGAUGGGACGAAACCAUUAGGUGAUGCUUCACAUUUAAAGAAGGCCAUGAAGUCAAGACAUGUCAUCAUGAUGUGUGUUGGUACCGGUAUCGGUACGGGUCUUCUAGUGGCUAAUGCUUCAGGGCUAUCCUACGGGGGGCCCGGUUCAUUAGUUAUUGGUUAUGUAUUGGUUUCCUUUGUUACUUAUUUCAUGAUUCAAGCCGCAGGUGAAAUGGCCGUCGCAUACCCUACAUUACCGGGAAAUUUCAAUUCUUAUACAUCAAUGUUCAUUUCUAAACCAUUCGGUUUCGCUACAGUAUGGUUAUUUUUCAUCCAAUGGUUAACUGUGUUCCCAUUAGAAUUGAUCACCGCAUCAUUAACUAUCAAAUACUGGAAUGAUAAAAUCAAUGCUGAUGUAUUCAUUGUCAUCUUCUACGUGUUCUUAUUAUUUAUUCAUUUCUUUGGUGUCAAAGCUUACGGUGAAGCUGAAUUUAUCUUCAAUUCAUGUAAAGUUCUGAUGAUUGCUGGGUUUAUCAUAUUAUCAAUCGUAAUCAACUGUGGUGGUGCAGGUAAAGAUGGUUAUAUUGGUGCAAAAUAUUGGAGAGAUCCAGGUUCUUUUGCUGAAGGUGAUUCCGUGGAAAAAUUUAAAGGUAUUUGUUACAUCUUAGUCACCGCAUAUUUCUCCUAUGGUGGUGCUGAAUUAUUCUCAUUAUCUGUCAAUGAACAAGAGAAUCCAAGAAAAUCUACCCCUCAAGCUGCCAAACAAAGUAUAUACCGUAUCUUAAUCAUUUAUUUGUUGACAAUGAUUUUAAUUGGGUUUAACGUCCCUCAUAAUAACGAUCAACUAAUGGGGUCGGGUGGAUCCGCAACACAUGCAUCCCCAUACGUCCUGGCCGCAUCAAUUCAUGGUGUUAAAGUGGUUCCUCAUUUUAUCAAUGCUGUCAUUUUGAUCUCUGUUAUUUCUGUCGCAAAUUCAGCUCUUUAUGCAUCUCCAAGAUUGAUGUGUUCCCUUGCUGAACAAGGUUAUGCUCCAAAAUUCUUAGAUUAUGUUGACAGAGAAGGUAGACCAUUACGUGCUCUAAUACUUUGUGCUGUUUUUGGUGUCAUUGGGUUUGUCUCUGCAUCAUCCAAGGAGGAAGAAGUCUUCACUUGGUUAGCUGCCAUUGCAGGGUUAAGUGAACUUUUCACUUGGUCAGGAAUUAUGCUUUCUCACGUCCGUUUUAGACAAUGUAUGAAACUACAUGGUAGAUCCGAGGAAGAAAUUGGUUUCAGAGCUGUUACUGGUAUCUGGGGGUCAAUGUACGGGAUCUCCUUUAACAUGCUGGUGUUCAUUGCCCAAUUUUGGGUCGCUCUUGCCCCACCAAGUCUUCAUGGUAAAGUAGAUGCUGAGUCAUUCUUCCAAAGUUACUUAGCUGCACCAAUUUGGCUAUUCUUUUACUUCGGCUACAUGCUUUAUAAGAGAGAUUUCACAUUUUUAGUCCCACUGGAUAAAAUUGACCUAAAUUUCCACAGAAGAAUCUAUGAUCCUGAACUGAUAAGACAGGAAGAUGAAGAAAAUAAGGAAAAAAUCAAAAAUUCCUCUGUGUGGGUUAGAAUGUUCCAUUUCUGGUGCUAA